Molecule: messenger RNA, 1674 nt
Organism: Drosophila melanogaster (fruit fly)
Lineage: Eukaryota; Metazoa; Arthropoda; Insecta; Diptera; Drosophilidae
Exons: 4
Coding region: 101-1600 (499 amino acids)
Biological process (GO): fatty acid derivative metabolic process
Cellular component (GO): membrane
Molecular function (GO): alcohol-forming very long-chain fatty acyl-CoA reductase (NADP+) activity; alcohol-forming long-chain fatty acyl-CoA reductase (NADP+) activity; oxidoreductase activity, acting on the aldehyde or oxo group of donors, NAD or NADP as acceptor
Source: RefSeq, marked reviewed
UUCAUUAAAGCCGUUCUUUGUUAAAAACGACUGCAACUUUUGCUUCUAUCGGAUAGACUUUUUUUCGCCGCCAAUUCAAGCGUAAACCAUACUUCUAAAAAUGGAUACGGAUAUUCAAAGAUGCUUCCGGAGCAAAACGGUGUUCCUAACUGGAGCCACCGGCUUUUUGGGUAAAGUCGUUAUUGAGAAACUUUUGCGGACCACAGAGGUGAAACGCAUCUAUGUGCUAAUUAGACCAAAGCGCGGAGUUGAGAUUAAGGAUCGGAUUAUCACCUGGUCAAAAGAUGCGGUAUUUGAACUGCUGCUGAAGUCCAAGCCGGAGGCACUUCAAAGAGUAUGUCCCAUCGCUGGGGAUUGCCUCGACUUUGAUUUGGGAAUCAGCGAGAAUGAUCGAAGACUUCUGGCCUCCGAGGUGCAGAUUGUCAUCCAUGGAGCUGCCACCGUGCGAUUCAAUGAGCCGCUUCACGUGGCCCUGGCCAUCAACACAAGGGCCACCAAGCUGAUGAUUCAACUGGCCAAGGAAAUGAGGCAGCUGGAGGCCUUCGUUCAUGUAUCGACCGCCUUCUCCAACUGCGUUAUCUACAACAUCAAGGAAAAUUUCUACCCCGAGCAUCUCAACUGCAGUUCCGAUAAGGUGCUUGCAAUGGCAGAGCUGAUGAGUGACGAGCUACUGGACAACAUGGAGCAAGCGCUCCUUGGCUCGUUUCCCAACACGUACACGUACACCAAAGCACUGGCGGAGGAUGUGAUCCUGAAGGAAGCGGGUGGCUUGCCACUUUGCAUCUUCCGACCGGCAGUCAUUAUUGCGGCCCACAAGGAACCCAUCUCCGGCUGGAUAGACAACAUGUACGGACCAAUGGCAAUUCUUUUCGGGGUGGCCCGUGGAGUACUGCGCAUUGCCACCAUCGAUCACCAUGCCGAGGCAAGCCUGGUGCCCGUGGAUUAUUGUGCCAAUUUGACUCUGGCCUGUACCUGGAAGACCAUUGUGGAAGGUAACGAGAUGGGAACACAAGAAACUCCUCUCAUCUACCAACUGGCGCCCAUUGAGCAGAACAAGAUCACCCACGGGGAGUUCAUUCGACAUGCUCUCGAUGGACGCACCAACUGCCCGCUGACAAAGAUGAUAUGGUAUCCCUUCAUCCACUGCAUCACAGUGCCGUGGCUCUUCCCCCUGGCAGCUUUCUUCUAUCACACCCUGCCAGCCUACUUUUUUGACCUGGCUCUCUGGCUGAGUGGCCGGAAGCCCAGACUAGUAAAGGUUUACCAAAAGAUCCACAAGACUCUCGGCAUCCUGGGCCCAUUCGCCUGCAAAAGCUGGCGCUUUGACAUGCGGAAUACGGAUCACUUGAGGCAGCAGAUGUCGGAGGAGGAUCGAAGGAUAUACUACUUUGAUAUGGUCAGCCUCAACUGGAAGGAAUACUUCGUUCAAGCUCUGCGUGGCAUGAGACAGUUCUUGGGAAACGAGGCACCCACCCCAGAGUCCAUUGCACAGGGCAAGAAGCUCAUUAAGCGUUUAAAGCUGCUCCAUCAUAUCCUGCAAGGUGUCCUUUGCUUUGUGGCACUACUAGCACUGUGGUCGUUGGUAAGGAUCCUAGUCUGAUUCAGCAGUACAUAGGCAACCCACCGACUCACUUUCGUAAUUGCGUCAUGGAAUUAAAUAAAUAUAUACAACAC